AUGUUUGGUUUUAUAUUACUUUUACUAGUUUAAGCCUAAAUCAGAAAAUAUGAUUGGAUUAAUAAUUAUUUUGCAUUAUAAUGCACAUGUUUAGAUGAAUGUUGUAUAUAUGGUUCAUUUAUUUUAAAAAAUGAUAAAGUUAUGAAUACAAAUUUUGUUUAGAUAGAUGCUAAAUUAUAAGGAGCAGGAUGUUCUUAAUAUACAAUUGAAAAUGUAUUCAUAAUAAAUUAAUAAUAAGGUUAUUUGUACUUUAGAAUCACCAACAGAUGUUUAAACUACAUUAAGUUGUCCACUUUAAGAUUGGAAUUGGUUAGUCUCUAGAGAUAGUAAUACUGGAUCAAUCUAUUGGACUGAUAAUAAAAAUUGUUAAGGAGUUUGGAAUGUCAUUGAUUUGUCUGUCAAUUAAGUGGUUUAUUUAUUUAAACCUAUUAUUGUGUUAGGAAUUAUUUUAAUUUAUUAAUUAUGA
Messenger RNA from Paramecium sonneborni, 466 nucleotides. Lineage: Eukaryota; Ciliophora; Oligohymenophorea; Peniculida; Parameciidae. The record is from the annotation of a GenBank genome assembly.